This is a messenger RNA of Ustilago hordei, 633 nucleotides long. RefSeq lists its product as uncharacterized. The transcript is spliced from 2 exons. Lineage: Eukaryota; Fungi; Basidiomycota; Ustilaginomycetes; Ustilaginales; Ustilaginaceae. Bases 1 to 633 code for a protein of 210 amino acids. Gene Ontology annotation, cellular component: nuclear pore central transport channel. Gene Ontology annotation, biological process: protein import into nucleus. The record is from RefSeq and is a predicted model, not a curated record.
AUGGCAUCUCAACCGCCCUCACAGACAGACAAGAGACCCGACUCUCGCCGGUUGGCAGACUUUGCAGCAAAAGCGGCCGAAGCCUUCGUCUCUGCCUACUACGCAGCAUCAGACUCUCCACAACGGACGAACCUCGUACCCACACUGUAUUUGCCGAACUCUUCGAUCGUUUGGAACGGUACGCCUGUCAGUGGACAGCAGGAAUUGACGGCCAUGUUGAACAGUAUGCCGGGGAGUAAACAUGAGGUGCAGGCGUUCGAUUGUCAUGCUGUUGGAGGUAGCGUUGAUGGUGCAACAUUCGUCCCCCCUUCACUAAUCCUCAGCGUCUCAGGCACAGUAUCGCAUCACACCCCCGAAUCAUCAUCAGCCCUAGCGGCCACAACAUCAACCGCACCGAAAUCAGCCACCGCCUCCACCCACGGUGCGAAUCGAAAUCGAGGAAACUUUGACCCAGACGCACCGAUAACUUCACAUCCAAGAGCGUUCAGUCAGAACUUUGUGUUGGUGGAUGCAGCACAAGUUGGUGCCGGAGAGGGAGGGGUCGCCUGUGCUAGUACAACGGGAAAGGAUGGCAGUAUUACGUUGAGCGGCAAGUUUUUUGUUCAGGCUGACAAUUUCCGGUUUGUCGGCUGA